Closterium sp. NIES-65 is the source of this 2832-nucleotide messenger RNA. Lineage: Eukaryota; Viridiplantae; Streptophyta; Zygnematophyceae; Desmidiales; Closteriaceae. The record is from the annotation of a GenBank genome assembly.
AUGGCUACCCCUAGUGUCCUAGCUUUUGACGCUGAGGGUCGCGCCAUUGAUUUUGAGGUCUGGUUAGACGACCUGCAGCUGUUCUUACAGUGCGACAGGGCUGACGGCCUUUCUCUCUUUGACCUCACCUCUGGCGCCUCUCCUGCUCCUGCUACUGAUGCUGAUCCCACUGUCCGCUCUCAGUGGGCCACCCGCGAUGCUGCUGCACGUCUUGCUGUGCUGACACUCGCUACCGCGCCGCCCUUCCUGCUGAGUUUCUGCGCUAAGAACCCACCCCCCAUGUACAUCGCUCUCUACUACGUAGUCGCGCGCCUCCCUGACUCCCUUCGCGUCGUCAGGGACCACUUUCUCGCAGUCUGUCCCACCACCCUCACCGUCGACCUCCUCGAGAAGGCCCUCCUCGCAGCGGAGAAGAGCAUAGUCGCUGUAGGUGCUUCUCGUGGUGACCCUCGCACCCCCAUCUUUGAGGGGUGCUCUCCUUCCCCCUUGCUGCCCUCUGUUGCCUCUGCUGCUGCUGCCGACCUGCUUGGUCUUGAGUCGGUCGGCGCGGCGUCUACCCUAGUGGGAGACGUCGCUCCAGCAAGGGCAAGGGGGGCAAGGGCGCGGGUGGAGCUGGAGGGGGCGGUGGCGGUGGCGGCGGUGGCGGCGGAGGGAGUGGGGGUGGCGGCGGGACUAGUGGCGGGGGUGGUGGGGGUGGUGGUGGCAGCAGCGGCGGAGACGGUGGUGGUGGUGCCAGCGGUGGUGGUGGAGGCAGCGGCGGGGGUGGAGGCGGCGGAGGUGGAGGCGGUGGAGGCGGCAGCGGAGGAGGCGGUGGUGGUGGAGGAGGUGGAGCUGGUCGGGGUGGUACCCAGCAGCGUAGCGGCGGUGGUGGUGGCCAGCGCUCGCAGCGGCAGCAGCAGCAGCGCUCGCGGGACAUCCCUCCGCCUCAGCAGCUUCGUGAGUGGUACGCUGGGCGUCAGAGGGGUGGGGGUACUGGUCCCUGCACCUACGUUCUUCGUUCCGGCGACCGCGGCGGGUGAGCAGUGUGGGGGUGCCCACGCCACCCAGCGCUGCUUUGGCCGCCUGACGGACGCUUGGCGUCGGCAAUUCCCUGGGGCUAGUGAGAUCCCUCGCUGGGAUGAGCUUCUCAGGGCUGGUGUAGCGAUCUUUGAUCUUGAUUUUGAUGCUAUCCUUGCUGCUAUGUAUGCUGUGGAUUAUAGUGAGGAGAAUGAGGGUUACCGGUGUUUCCAGCCCGACCCGGGCAUUGGUACUACUGCGCUAGGUGCUUGUGAGGCUGCUGCUCUAGGUGCCAGUGCGUCUGUACUCUCAGGUACUGGUGAGACUGCGCUCUCAGCGGACCUGCAGGAUGUGGGGGUUCACCAGUUCACUCCUGCGAGUCAGCGGGUGACCCACUGCACGGAGGCACGCACAGGGCCGACACCUGGCCACGUGGCUGCGUCGGGUCAGGUGCUUGCUGCUGCGUCCCGGUCAGGUCCUGAGUCUGCCCCCUGUUCUUGUCGCCUCCUGUCUCACGAGACUCUCCUGUGGCACCACCGUCUUGGCCACCCCUCCUUGCCCCGUCUUCGGAGCAUGGCUUCCCGUGUCCUUGUCUCUGGUCUUCCCCAGUCUCUCCCUCCUCUCCCCUCCGGGCCAGGACCUUCCUGUGUCCCCUGUGUCGAGGGUCGCCUCCGGGCUACUCCUCACUCCUCCCACUUCCCCCCGACAGAGGCUCCCCUGCAGACGCUUCACAUGGAUGUGUGGGGCCCAGCCCCCGUCCGUGGGCAGGGUUACGAGCGCUACUUCCUGUUGGUGGUUGACGACUACUCGCGUUACACCACAGUCCUCCCCUUGCGCAGCAAGGGUGCGGUCACUGAGGUGCUGAUCGACUGGAUCCGCGAGGCUCGUCUCCAGCUCAGGAAGAGCUUCGGCUCGGACUUUCCUGUUCUGCGUCUGCACUCGGACAGAGGCGGAGAGUUCUCUUCUCGCCUUCUGCGGGACUACUGUCGUGCGCGGGGGAUCCGCCAGACCUUCACGCUUCCGGACUCACCACAGCAAAAUGGGAUUGCUGAGCGCCGCAUUGGCAUGGUCAUGGAUGUCGCUCGUACGUCCAUGAUGCAUGCGGCUGCCCCCCAUUUUCUGUGGCCGUUUGCGGUGAGGUACGCGGCGCAUCAGCUCAACCUUCACCCCCGGGUCUCUCGACCUGCGAUGUCCCCAGCCUUGCUGUGGACGGGGAAGGUUGGCGAUGCGUCUGUGUUCCGUGUCUGGGGAUCUCGGGCGUUUGUCCGCGACUUGUCUGCAGACAAGCUGUCCCCUCGUGCUGCUCCCUGUGUCUUCCUUGGCUUCCCCACUGACGCCCCAGGGUGGCAGUGUUUACCACCCCUCCUCUCGUCGUGUUCUGUCCUCCCAGGACGUCACGUUCGACGAGUCAGUCCCCUUCUACCGUCUCUUCCCCUACCGCACUCCUUCCCUCCCCCCUCCCCCGGACUUCCUUGUGCCGGUUCCCCCCCGGUCGACCCCCUCCCCCCUCAGGUUCCUGCCCCCUCAGGUGUGUCCCAGGUAGACGCCGUUGACCCGGUCGAGGUUACUGGUGACUCUGGUGCUGCUGCGGGUGCUGAGCCUGGGGGUGCUGACUCUGGGGUGCUGUGCGCGGGGGUGCUGAGCCUGGGGGUGCUACUACAGGGGGUGCUGGGCCUAAAGGUGCUACUGCGGAGGGUGCGGAGCCUAGGGGUGCUGAGCCGGGGGGUGCUGUGCCUGGAGGUACUGGGUCUGGGGGUGCUGGUUCGGGAGCUGCUGAGCCUGGGGGUGCUGAUGCUGGGAGCUGCUGAGCCUGGGGGCUGCGUCUGGAGCUGCUGA